Messenger RNA from Triticum turgidum subsp. durum (durum wheat), 597 nucleotides. Lineage: Eukaryota; Viridiplantae; Streptophyta; Magnoliopsida; Poales; Poaceae. The record is from the annotation of a GenBank genome assembly.
AUGCUUAACUAUGUUUUAAAUCAUAGUAAGGAUGAUCCCGUCAUCAUGCAUAAGCUGGUCUCCCCUCUCCUAAUAGAGUUUGAUAUAAGGAUCAAGAACGGAGAGCGAGAGGAAGACGAUGAACAGCUGGUAGAUGGAGCGAUAACUUGCAACGACUGCAGGGCAUGGAAACCAGUCAAGCAGCGCAUCAAAGGUGAUUGCGGUGCCGUCGACAUAUCCAUGACGUGUGUCGAGAAUGCGUUGGAGGCAACGACAGAGGUAGCCAUAUCAGAAGUGCGCAGCGGUUUCAGUCUAUCUCUGCGGUCCUUCAUUUAUGUCUUGGAUGAUGAGUACGAGGAGAUCCAGCUCUUCCAUGGUGCCAUUGAUCGGCCGUGUAGGUUGGGGAGGUUCGUGGUCGCAAUCACCUGGGGCGACGUGAUGGUGCUGAAGUUCAGGUUGGGUGGGGAAGAUGGCGUCGAACGGCGCCGCUCUUUUAAAUCUCAGCUUCUUGCGUGUUCUAGUCGGCGGAUAAAGCAUGAGCUGGCCAACAUCUUUGGUGAAGGUGACUUUGUCCACUAUUUGAAUGUCCACAGACUAAUCUGUUGGAAAUAUGAGUAA